ACGUGGUUCUCCAGCCAAUUGGCAGUUCUGUUACUGAGGUCCUCACUCCUUGAUUAGACCAAUGGAUUUAUGAUCGGCUUCCUACUAUGGCUGGUGGGAAGUCUUGGUUAUGGCGCCGCCGUUGAAGUACUGUGUCCCAGGCGAGCGACUGUGUAACGUGGAGGAAGCCAGCCCCGGCAGCGGCACCUACACCCGGCACGGCUACAUCUUCUCCUCGCUCUCUGGCUGUCUGGUGAAGACGAGCGACAACGGCGAGCUUCCAGUGGUGUCAGUGACGAGAGAGACCGAGUCCCAGCUGCUUCCAGAUGUGGGAACGAUCGUAACCUGUAAGGUCUCCAGCAUUAAUUCUCGAUUUGCCAAAGUUCAUAUCUUAUAUGUGGGAUCCACUCCACUCAAGAACUCCUUUAGAGGAACUAUCAGGAAGGAAGAUGUUCGUGCUACUGAAAAAGACAAGGUUGAAAUAUAUAAGAGUUUCCGCCCAGGUGACAUUGUGCUGGCUAAGGUGAUUUCCCUCGGUGAUGCACAAUCCAACUACCUACUGACAACUGCAGAAAAUGAGCUGGGAGUAGUGGUGGCCCACAGUGAAUCAGCAGGUGUCCAGAUGGUGCCAAUCAGCUGGUGUGAGAUGCAGUGCCCUAGGACUCACACUAAAGAAUUCCGCAAGGUUGCCCGAGUACAGCCAGAGUUCCUGCAGACGUAGUAGCUUCACCCUUCUCCAUGUUGGGGGUAUCUUGUUUUCUACCAUCCACAUGUGAUUAAAACAAGACGACCUUGGGCUUACCAGAAACCACAUUGGGGAAUAAAUGCCUGAAACUUCCACUGCAUAGGGAGGAUUCUUAUGAGCCUUUCACUGCAAGUCUACAAAUGAACUGAAUGAACUUUCUUUCCCCUUUGAGAUGCCAGCAAAAAAAAAAAUACCCGAUAUUGGAAACAGCCAAAGUGGUGGUUUCCUGAACCACCUUGUAAAUGUGGUCUGUUUUCCUUCAGACAAAUAAAGCAUUUUUAAUAAAAA
Molecule: messenger RNA, 1012 nt
Organism: Monodelphis domestica (gray short-tailed opossum)
Lineage: Eukaryota; Metazoa; Chordata; Mammalia; Didelphimorphia; Didelphidae
Gene: EXOSC1
Product: exosome component 1
Biological process (GO): RNA processing
Cellular component (GO): cytoplasm; nuclear exosome (RNase complex)
Molecular function (GO): RNA binding
Source: RefSeq, a predicted model, not a curated record